Cavenderia fasciculata is the source of this 1284-nucleotide messenger RNA. RefSeq lists its product as uncharacterized. The record is from RefSeq and is a predicted model, not a curated record. NCBI's taxonomy places the organism in Eukaryota, Evosea, Eumycetozoa, Acytosteliales, Cavenderiaceae. The transcript has 3 exons. The coding region runs from base 1 to 1284 and encodes 427 amino acids.
AUGAAGCUUUUAUUCACUUUAUUUGUUAUUGCUACUUUAUUAUCCGUCGCUUUUGCUGAUGGUAUUUUUAAUAGUACAUUAGCUGUAGGAGAAGUAGGAAAGGGUAAAUUAAAGACUGUUACCUUUUCUUCAGUAGCAUUACCAGCUGCUACCUUCCAACUUGAUGCUGUUCAAGUAUUCCUUGUCAAUGAUACUAGCAAGGCUCAAUUCGAACAUGGUUCACUUGUUGUUGCCAGUGUUGAUAUUACCAUUGGUGGAAAAAAGGUUAUUGGUUUCACUGCCUCUACUCUUGAAAACCCAUUAGUUUUCCCAUCUCCAUAUGCUUUGGCUGUUACAGGACCAGUUGAUAUUACUGUUCAACUUUUCGUUACCAACAAGACACCAGUUAAUGUUACAUUGGAAUAUUUCCUCAAGUGGUCAACUGAUGCCAACUAUACACCACUUGUUAGAACUGCCACCUCCGCUGUUCAAAACUACAGUUCAUUCAAUGUACCAGGUACUGGACCAGCUCAAUUUGUCAUUCAAAACAGUGUCCAAUGGCAACAAAACAUCAAUGCCAUGUCAUUCCAAGCUUCUGGUUCACAAGGUAUUAUUUCACUCCAAUUUGUAGACACCACCUCCAACACUGUCCUCUGCACAUCGACCGGUAACUACAAGAACAAGAUUUUGAUUACCAUGUCACCAUGCAAUGACGUCAUUGCCUUGACCAAGGGAACCACCUACACUACCAUUGCCACCUAUGACAAUAGCGUUGCCAUCAAGGGUGUAUACGGAAACUUUGCCUUGUACGUUGGUUACACUCCAAAGCCAUCGACUACCUCCACCUCCACCGGAAAGACUACUGGUCCAGCCACCUCUACCUCGUCUACCGGUAAGACCACUGGUCCAUCCACUACUGGUCAAACUACCAGCCCAGCCACCUCUACUGGAAAGACCUCUGGUCCAUCCACUACUGGUGGUCAUGCUGCUUCAUCAACUGGAAAGACCACUGGUGGUCACAGUGCUGGUGGAAGUGCUGGCGGUAGCGCUGGUGGUUCCUCAUCUGCUGGCGGUACUACUACCUCUGGUACCUCCUCCAACCCAUCCGGUUCAAUGUCCUCCAACCCAACCGGUACCUCUUCCGAAUUCACCACUGCCGGUACCUCUUCCAACCCAACUGGUGACUCUACCACUGCCACUGGCGGUGUUACCGUCUCCCCAACUGGUUAUGCUUCUUCUGGUAUGGCCGAACAAAAGGUCUGGGAAAAGAAUACCAGAGCUACAAAGAAUAUUAAAUUCUAUUAA